Messenger RNA from Solanum lycopersicum (tomato), 2342 nucleotides. RefSeq names its product probable apyrase 6. The record is from RefSeq and is a predicted model, not a curated record. Gene Ontology annotation, molecular function: hydrolase activity. NCBI's taxonomy places the organism in Eukaryota, Viridiplantae, Streptophyta, Magnoliopsida, Solanales, Solanaceae.
UUAGUUUACUUUGUUUUCCAUUUUCUUCUCCACAAUCACACAUCUCUGAAACAAACUCCUUUAGCGUUAUAUUACCGGAACCAAUUGAACCGGCACCGGAGAGAAACUAAAAAAACCGUUCGCCGGAGAGAAGAGAGGGCGUUAAUCGGAGAAGCCCUCUCAAUCUCCGAUCGCAAAGAAACCCCUAAAAUUGCUAUUGAUUUCAUCAUCGCAAUCGUUGAAUCAUAUGGUUAACAUAUUUUCAAUUUUUGAUGCGCCGAUCCAAUGCCCGUAAAAUAAAUCGUGUUGAUAACAAGAGUAAGACAAUGGAAUCGGCUAAUUUGCAAUACCGACCAAGUAGAUCUUCACAUCGGAGUCCUAAUCGGAAUAGUUCUAAAUCGAAAUCGAGAAUCUUUUGUUACACUUCGAUAAUGUUUGUUAUUGCUUUUUUAUGUUAUGUUUUUGUGUUUUCGAGUCAUGUUAGGUUUUCUGUGAAGAGGAAAUAUGGGAUUGUGAUUGAUGGAGGAAGUACGGGGACGAGGAUUCAUGUGUUUGAGUAUGAGGUUAGGAAUGGGGUGCCGGUGUAUGAUUUUGGGGAUAAGGGUUUGGUUUCGAUGAGGGUGAAUCCGGGGUUAUCGGCUUAUGCUGAACAACCGGAGAUGGCGAGUGAAUCAGUGGGGAAGUUGGUGGAGUUUGGGAAGCAAAAUGUACCUCAGGAAUAUUGGAGUUCAACAGAGAUUAGGUUGAUGGCUACUGCUGGAAUGAGGUUAUUGGAUUCGGGUGUACAGGAGAAGAUUUUAGAAGUGUGUCGAUGGGUACUGAGGGAUUCGGGUUUAAAGUUUAGGGAUGAUUGGGCUUCUGUUAUUUCAGGAUCUGAUGAGGGUUUAUAUGCCUGGGUUAUUGCUAAUUAUGCCCUUGGUACUCUUGGUAGUGAUCCUUUGCAAACAACUGGGAUAAUUGAACUUGGUGGUGCAUCUGCGCAGGUAACUUUUGUUUCUGACGAGCCUAUGCCCCCAGAAUAUUCUCGUACCAUUAAAUUCAGGAACUUUACCUACAGGAUCUACAGUCAUAGCUUGCUUCAAUUUGGUCAGAAUGUUGCAUUUGACUUACUCCAGGAGUCCCUUGUAGCGAGAGGCCACCAUCAAGCUCCUGAAAGUGUUAAGCUGAUGGAUCCUUGUUCUCCUAGAGGAUACCCACAGAACUUAAUGUCAUUGAAGCUCUCCCCCAGUAGUUUCUUAGAUAGGACUAGGCACCUAUCGUCUCUUUAUCCCAGCGGUAACUUCUCAGAAUGCAGGUCUGCCUCACUAUCAUUGUUGCAGAAAGGCAAAGAGAGUUGCCCUUAUAAAAGCUGCUACAUUGGGUCUACAUUUAUGCCAAAGCUCCAGGGGAAUUUUUUAGCUACAGAAAAUUUUUUCUACACUUCCAGGUUUUUUGGUUUGCCCCCAAAAGCUUUUCUUUCUGAUCUUAUGGCGGCUGGGAAAAGUUUUUGUGAAGAGGACUGGUCAAGUUUGAAAAGCAAAUACCCCUCCCUUCAAGAGGAGGACUUGCAUCGUUAUUGCUUCUCUUCAGCGUAUAUAUUGGCAUUACUUCAUGAUAGUCUUGGAAUUGCUUUGGAUGAUGAUAGGAUUGGAUAUGCUAAUCAAGUUGAAAACAUUCCACUUGAUUGGGCAUUGGGAGCAUUCAUCUUGCAGAGCACAGCUGAGUUGGACAAAGAGCAUUCUGGGUGGUUUGCAAAUAUGUUCAGUGAGGACUCUCUCAUUUUGCUUCUCUUCUUUGCCUUUUUCAUUUUGGUGAUGUUCACCGCAUGGUAUGUGUCAAAGUGGAGAAAGCCACAAUUGAAGACUGUGUAUGAUCUAGAGAAAGGAAAGUACAUAGUCACACGUGUUGGUAGAUGUUCAUAGAUUGUUUUAUAGGAGUAGAAGCCAUUUUCCUGCAUCUGUGGAUAAGGCGGAAGGACCAAAGUAGAUCAUCAACUACCUCAUCCAAGAAUCUCUGCACACUUUGUUGCUUGGUACCCCGAGCUAAAGAUGCUAUACUUAGGCGAAGUCAGAUCAAUCUUAUGGGACUGUAGCUACCCAACUCAAGAAGGUGUCUCGGUCUCUAUUUAUUGUUAUGAAGCAGAAAAUCUUCCUGUAAGAAUGUUAUAGUCGGUAUGAGGAAGCAGAUAUACUAGAAACUUAGAAGAGCUCGUCUUGUUUGGUUGCUCACCAAGUAUACCAUUUACACUAUAGUCAUUACUCAUUAACAUAUUUCCUUCACAAAGUAGUUGCCUGUAUCCAUCCCCUGGAGGGGGGUUGGUGUAGAACUGAAGAUUUCUCAUGGGUGGUAAAUAAUUUGAAUUUAUUCUAUUUUACGCGUCUUCA